This is a messenger RNA of Ectocarpus siliculosus, 1119 nucleotides long. Lineage: Eukaryota; Phaeophyceae; Ectocarpales; Ectocarpaceae. The record is from the annotation of a GenBank genome assembly.
AUGGCGUCAGCCUCAAAGCCACCGGCCGAUGUCCCCAAGAUAAGGAAAAAAGGACUUUCGGUUGCCUGCCCCAUCGCGUACGGGUCUUUAGCUUUUCUGCUGGAGCGGAAGAAGCAGAGCGAGUUUGUGACACACAAAUGGACUCUGUUCGUGCGAGGGCCGAAUGGCGAGGACAUCUCGUACUUCGUGUCCAAGGUGGUGUUCACGCUGCAUCCUAGCUUCGCCGAAGCUACCCGAGAGAUCACGUCACCACCGUUUGAGGUUACGGAGAUGGGGUGGGGCGAGUUCGAGGCUAAGAUGACGAUGCACUUCAAGGAUCCCAACGAGAAGCCGGUGGACGUGUUGCAUCAGCUGAGGCUGUACCACGACCCCGCGACGGGCACGACUCAGCCCAAGAAGGCGGUGGUGGCGGAGUUCUACGACGAGGUGGUGUUCACCGACCCGUACGAGGAAUUCUACAACACCCUGAUGCAGGGCCAGAAGCUGCUGCCCCAGAGAAAGCACGAGCACCAGGAGCACUUCUCGACGUUUUCUGACGGCGACACCCUGCAACGCUUGGCGGCGGCGAGAGAGUGGGUCCACAACCAGCUGCGAGAAACCAAGGACAGGAUUCGCAAGGCGGAUAUGGACAUGGCCCAGCUCAAGGCCAGCGCUACGGCAAGCUCGGGCAGGGGUCUUGGUCGAGGUAGCACCGCACAAACAUCACAAACAUCACAAGUACGGCGGUGAUGAUGAUGAUGAUGAUGAUGAUGCUGCUGCUGCUGGUGUCGACAAAUAAAGCUGAAUUGUGAAUAGAUUGGUUAGGUUAGAGUUUGUGUUUGACUCGGGGUUGGUGCUGGCUCUGUGCUCUGUGCUCUGUGCAAGAAAGCUAUGGAUGGAAACCGGGACGUUUCGCGUUCUGUGGGACAGUGGUUUGGCACAUGGUACCAGAUUUCGACGUGCCGCCAGUCUCCCCAGUCUUACUUGUUUUUUUUUUUUCAUUUUUGUGCAUGACAAGAAAAAAAGAGUUUCCAAAUUACAUGUAUUAGGCUAGUCUACAGACAUUGCCCGACACGAGAGCAAACAUUGGGUCGAGUGUGUACCACGUGUUUUCAUGGUAAUUUUCUGCUGCUGCUGAAA